AUGAAGUUCCAGUAGAAGAAGGACCAUCCCUUUAAAUUGGAAAAGAAAGGAGAAAAGAUCUGGAAGAAAUAUCCAGACAGAGUCCCUGUGAUCAUGGAGAAGUCUCCUAAAGUCAGAGUGCCUGAUCUGGACGAGAGGAAGUACCUAGCGCCCUCUGACCUCACUGUUGGCCAGUUCUACUUCUUAAUCUGGAAGAGGAUCCACCUGAGACCUGAGGACGCCUUAUUCCUCUUUGUCAACAACACUAUCCGUCCCACCAGCGCUGUAAUGGGCCAGCUGUAUGAGGACAACCAUGAGGGAGACUAUUUUCUGUAUGUGGCCUGCAGUGAUGAGAGUGUCUAUGGGAAGUGAGUGGUGGAAGCCCAGCAGAUGGGA
Messenger RNA from Equus quagga, 375 nucleotides. RefSeq names its product gamma-aminobutyric acid receptor-associated protein-like 1. NCBI's taxonomy places the organism in Eukaryota, Metazoa, Chordata, Mammalia, Perissodactyla, Equidae. The record is from RefSeq and is a predicted model, not a curated record. Gene Ontology annotation, molecular function: GABA receptor binding; ubiquitin protein ligase binding. Gene Ontology annotation, biological process: autophagy of mitochondrion; cellular response to nitrogen starvation; autophagosome assembly. Gene Ontology annotation, cellular component: autophagosome; autophagosome membrane; cytosol.